This is a messenger RNA of Polypterus senegalus (gray bichir), 5171 nucleotides long. RefSeq names its product solute carrier family 7 member 5 (gene slc7a5). Gene Ontology annotation, biological process: neutral amino acid transport; amino acid transmembrane transport. The record is from RefSeq and is a predicted model, not a curated record. NCBI's taxonomy places the organism in Eukaryota, Metazoa, Chordata, Cladistia, Polypteriformes, Polypteridae. The transcript is spliced from 10 exons. Gene Ontology annotation, molecular function: neutral L-amino acid transmembrane transporter activity; L-amino acid transmembrane transporter activity. Bases 123 to 1655 code for a protein of 510 amino acids. Gene Ontology annotation, cellular component: membrane.
UGUAGCGAUCAGACUGACUCAAAGAAGGCAGAGAGCGAGUACGGGCCCCUGUAUUUUCGUCAGGGUGUUCAGUUGAGGAGUUUUUGACUGAAUACGGGAUUCGUCAUCCGCUUCUCAUCAUCAUGUCAAACUUAACGAAACGUAACUCGAGCACGUCUGCGGAGCGGAGCGAGGAGGAUAAACAAGCGAUGGAGAAGAUGCUGGCGUCCGGGGAUCCUGCUCUGCCUACCUCGGAUCGUGAUACAGCCGAGAAAGGAGAGGUGAAUCUUAAAAGGAAUAUCACGCUAUUGAACGGCGUGGCUAUUAUUGUAGGCACGAUAAUCGGAUCCGGCAUCUUCGUCACCCCCACUGGCGUAAUCAAAGAAGCCGGGUCGGUGGGAUUGUCCCUCAUCAUCUGGGCCAUCUGCGGGGUAUUCUCCACUGUUGGCGCGCUCUGCUAUGCUGAGUUGGGGACCACUAUCACAAAAUCUGGCGGGGACUAUGCCUACAUCCUAGAAGUAUACGGAUCCCUACCGGCCUUCCUCAAACUCUGGAUCGAGCUGCUAAUCAUCAGACCGUCCUCGCAGUACAUCGUGGCUUAUGUGUUUGCUACCUACCUCCUGAAACCCGUUUUCCCUGACUGUCCAGUACCGGACAGCGGAGCCAAACUGGUAGCAUGUCUCUGUAUACUAUUGCUGACCACUGUGAAUUGCUACAGCGUAAAAGCUGCCACUCGAGUUCAGGAUUUCUUUGCUGCAGCUAAGCUUCUUGCCCUCGGUCUCAUCAUCAUCACUGGCUUCAUUCAAAUAGGCAAAGGUGAUAUAGAAAACUUAAGACUGGAAAAUUCAUUCAAAGACUCUUCAGCAGAUAUGGGAAGGAUUGGCUUAGCUUUGUACAGUGGAUUAUUUGCUUAUGGUGGAUGGAAUUAUCUGAACUUUGUUACUGAAGAGAUGAUUGACCCUUUCAGAAAUUUGCCCCGAGCUAUCAUCAUCUCGUUACCCAUUGUUACAUCUGUAUAUGUGCUUACUAAUCUGGCUUACUUCACAACCCUCUCACCUCAGGAAAUGCUGGAUUCUGAAGCUGUUGCUGUGGAUUUUGGAAAUUACCAUUUAGGGGUCAUGGCUUGGAUUAUUCCUGUUUUUGUUGGGUUGUCAUGUUUUGGAUCUGUGAAUGGAUCACUCUUCACAUCAUCUAGGCUAUUUUUUGUUGGUUCACGAGAGGGGCAUCUUCCAAGCUUACUGUCUAUGAUUCAUCCUGGGCUUCUUACACCAGUACCUUCUCUGGUGUUCACUUGUUUAAUGACUAUACUUUAUGCAUUCUCAAAUGACAUCUUUUCAGUCAUCAACUUCUUCAGCUUUUUCAACUGGCUUUGCAUUGCCAUGGCAAUUGUCGGCAUGAUGUGGCUGAGAUACAAGAAACCAGAACUAGAAAGACCCAUUAAGGUCAAUAUCCUUCUUCCAGUCAUUUUUGUCCUUGCUUGCAUAUUUUUGAUUGUGGUUUCAAUCUGGAAGACGCCAAUAGAGUGUUUGAUAGGCAUGGUUAUCAUCCUCACUGGCAUUCCUGUUUACCUGUUUGGAGUUAAGUGGAGAAACAAGCCAAAAUGGGUUUUGAAGAUUAUAUAUUCUUCAACAGUUUUUUUCCAGAAGAUCCUUGAGGUGGUUCCUCAGGAGUCCUGAAACAGCCUGGUCAUCUUGUAUCGAAGCAUGCACAAAGACUCAGCACUUAUUGGAUAACUUACUGUCUCAUGCUGGUAACACUGGAACAAAUAACAUGUGGAAAUAUCACCUGGAUAAGACCACUGAAUGUUGUGUGAGUGAGAGUAUGUGUGUUUGUGUGGUGGUUGUAGGGUAAAAUAUUUUCUUGUGCAAGAGAAUACUCUGUUCACAAGGCUUAAUGGGAGGAUUAGCGGACCUCGGUAGUUGUUCUUCAUGCAACUGGGACUUGAACAUUUUAGGAGGUAAAUCUAUGAAGAAGUUAAUGUUGUGGUAUUUUUAAUCUUCAUUUAGAUAUUUGAUUUUUGGCAUAAAAUAUUCAGAAUAGAGCAAAAAAUAUUGUUGAAUUUCAACCUGUGCUAGAGGUGGGCCUAUUCCAAAUCAAUGUGAAAAGACUCAAAUACAGUUUGAUAUACAGACAAUCUUUUGCUUCAUGUGAAGGCCUAAUUUAGGCUUAUUAUGAAAUGCGAAUGAUAGGAAAAAAGAGCUUUCUUUCUGAGCAAACAACAAACUAACUUACAUAAGGGCAUUUUAUAGGGCAGUUACGAAGUUGUGCUUUGCUCAGUGGGAAUGUGGGGGUUGGGUUGAGAAAGGUUUGGGCUUUGGAGCAUUCCUGCAAUCUUCUGAUAAAGUAACCAUAUGAUGUUGUGUGAGGAAACAUUCCAAAACAGACGUGCACAUUACAGUUCUUCAAGAAGCAAGUAACUGGCACUUAAAGGUACAUGUCUGGUGUGUACUGCUAUACUAUCUGUAACAGAGAUGCAUCCUGUAAACCCCAUUUCUACAAUAAAAUUAUUAAAUAGCAACUAUAGAUUACACUUGACCUUCAGAAAGAUUUGAUUAAAGUCAUCAGGGGGUUGUGCCAAUUUUUCAUAACUGAGGGAAAACAAAAUGUAACUGAUGAGAUGUUUUAAACCCGGAGUCCCCGGUAUCCAGUUUAUAUGGUCCAGAUCUCUAAUUAUCAGUCAUUGUAUUUGUGAACAUUAUUAGAAAUGUGUGUAUUAUUAUAACAUCCUUCAGAGAAGGUGAAUGUGUUGUCAAGUUCACAUAUUCUCAGCUCUACUGUACAAGAAAGAAUCCAAACGCAAAGCAGAUAAAAAUGGCUCCAAAGCAUUUUUAUUGUUUUCCCGCUGUAUAAUACUUUAUAUAUAAAAUAAAAAAUGAUGCAUACAAUAUGUUACAGGUGUGAGUGUAGCCUUCAAAUAUACACCUGAUAAAGAUACAGAUGAGCCUCGGUAUGUACUGUAUUGUCAUAUCUGGGGCCUAAGGAGGCCACAGUAGAUUUAGGCAAAAGGAAGCAUGCCACAUCUGUACUCUUGUCAUUUUGUUGCGUUCCUUUAGUCACUUAGAGAAGACCUUUGUGGUAAAAACAUGAGAAUGAGGCAUACAAUUGCUAAUAAAGUCAAAUACUGAGGCAGCCUUAGUGCAUUUCGUGCUGUAUCCAUGCACUGUACAUUGUAAUGUGCCUCUGCUUUUUUAGGUUACAUUAUUUACAGUAGUCAUUUCUCAUUCCAUUUUAAAGCUUCUAAGACUUUAUGUAGUAAAUAACUGUAGUAAUCUUGUUGGAUAUUUUGCAAACCCUUUGAUUUCUAAUAAAUUAAUAAAUUAAUUUGUUAGGGAAAGAUAGCCCUAAAUAUCUGCUUUUGAAAAAAGAAGUCACACUACUUUUUGAAUGUUAAAUAUGCUCAGUGGGAGUAAUAUUGUUAUCUGAAAAUGUUAUUGUCAAGAAAAUAUAUCCAUGAAGCAUGGAUACUGAUGUUAGUUUUUAGUAUGGCAUAGUAGGAAGGAACAUUCUCUUUACAAAAAUUAAAAUAGUGAGGCUUUAACACCAUAAGGUAACAACACCACCUCUUCAUUCUUGUCACUGCAGACAAAUGAAAUGACUUGCUUCUGCUAUGUGGUGGAAUCUUAGUUUGUCUUCAGAGGGUCAGACAAAACUUAGACUAACUACUUACAAAAAGCUUCAUAGAUGUGUAUAAGGUGGUCCAGAAGCUUUCAUUUCUUUUAGCUUGCUUAAGAAAAUAUUUCAUAAAGUUUUCAUGGUAGAAUACUGGGAAAUUCAGAGUAAGAUAUGAGAAUUUUCUAUUCCAUCCCUCAUUGUUUAAGUGGGAAGUGGCAAGAGUGGAUACAAAUCAUGCACAAUGAAAAAUUAAACCACGAUGAAUUUGAUAGGUCACUUUAGACAAGUGUUUUAAAUAAUUUAGCUAUAAAGCCAGAUUGAGAUUUUUAUGUUACUCUUAACUGUAAUAAAAGUAUAACAGUUGUUAAUGUUUCCUGAGAAGCUCAGCACAUUUUAAGUAUUUCAGUGGCUUUGCUGAGUUUUUGAAAAAAUUCAAAGUACGUUAAUCAUGUUACAUGGAAAGUGAUUGUAUAAGUACAUACUGUAGUUCCUUUAAUGUGUUUACAGUCAUGUUAAAAUUAUUUACCUCCCUCUUUUUAAACACUGUAAAAUGUAUAUACAUGUAGUUUUUGGCUCUCCAUGAAUGCUUCCACCUGCCUGAGCCUUUCUUUCUCACAUCAACUGACAAGUUGUCUUUAGAACUUCAGUAGGAGUCCUCACUCAGCUAAUCUGGUUAAUAUUAAAUGCUAAAGUCACCCAACACAUUGCUUGCAAACACAUGACACACCAUUCUUUUAUGACCACAUGCUAUUUUUCUUAUUUUUUUUUAGUUGAUAAAUACAGUAUUAUGCUAUGACUAACUUCUGUUUAAGUAUAUGUUAAAAGCCUGGUAAAUGAUGGCUUUUUAGAAAAAUGUUUUUUAUAUUUUACAAGUUUCUAACUUUUUUUUAAUUUUGCUAAAUUCUGAUCCUAAUAAAGUGUGACUAGACCUAGGGCCUGAAGUAGAGGCAGAGUUUAUAAAUUCUGGUGGAACUCGAGUGUUGCUGUAAGUUUGUCAGCAAAGGCACUUAAACUAAGUUUUUGAAGUCAAGUAUAUGUGGUUUAAUAUAUUUAGUCUGCAGCAUAUUUCUUGUUAACUUAUAUUUACUAACUUAAAAUGGUGUAGAUGGAAAUAUUUAUUAUAGGUUUUAUUCUUAAAGGCUACUGUCUUAAAUGACUUUUUUCUGUAUGACAGUGAUCUGUACAGUUACUGAAGACUGCGGAGUCUGAAGAAUCAUUUUAUGUGUUUUUUAUGUUAUAAAAAAAAUUUAAUUUGUUUACUCCACGGUGACAUUGUAGUUCAAAUAAGUGCGCACAAUAUAUUGGAGAUUAGCUCUUGAACCUUGUUAAAAACUUCUGGUUUUGGAUUUUAAACACUCCUAAGGUUCUUAUCAUAUAAUGAGCCACACACCGUGCAUUUCUCUAGAGGUCCACUGUCAAGAGUAAGGCCUUUGAUCCUCUCAGCCCACUUGGUAGCAGAGGAUUAGGCAGGUUUUUUUUUUUUCCUUUUUCUUUUUUCUUAUAUAAAGGAAAUUGUUUUUGUGCUGUUACUGACAUUGUUAGAAGAGAUUCACUUUUAUUGUACUUUAUUUUUUUUUUUU